Molecule: messenger RNA, 1055 nt
Organism: Polypterus senegalus (gray bichir)
Lineage: Eukaryota; Metazoa; Chordata; Cladistia; Polypteriformes; Polypteridae
Exons: 5
Coding region: 59-694 (211 amino acids)
Source: RefSeq, a predicted model, not a curated record
ACCAAUGCCACCCUCCUGCAAGGGUUUAUAAGCCACUGAGCUCAGCUGCUGACAAGUGAUGAAUGGAGACAUGGAGCUAAUGUUGCAGGUGCUCUUUGUGGCUCUACUGGCAGGAUCAAAUUCUUUGGUCUGCAACAUCUGCACCAGCAACAGCCCUGGCCUGUGUAGACCUCAGCCCACCAUCUGUGAUCCUUCAUCCACCGCCUGUGGGAGUUUUGCAAAGCGAUUCAUGGAUAAUGGCACGUCCAGAACGGUGUAUUAUCAGAGGUGCGCCUACCCUGGAAUCUGCAAUUCCUCCUUUUCCUUUAACUUUGGGGUGGUCAGUGCCAAUGUCAAAGCCCAGUGCUGCACAACAAGCCACUGCAACCUGGUGAACUCAGUAACAGUGUCUCCACAAACUCUGAAUUCUCUGACGUGCUAUUUUGGAGUAAACGGCGACAUCAAUGGGACUAUCCAGUGUAAAGGAAGUGAAACUCUCUGCUUCACAAUUGGACUGAAUAGCACAGGAACAGUCAGAGGAUGCACUUCGGAGAAAGUCUGUGACAACUAUGAAACAGUCAUCGGCUUCUUUGGUGACACCCUGACAACAAAACCCACGUGCUGCAGUGAAAACUUAUGCAAUAGCAGCUGGAGGCCAAGAUGGAGUCCCAUUUUGUAUCUGCUUGUGCUGACAGCGGUGACCUUCUUCUACUAAAUUUGUGCAGACUUAAGAUGGUCAUGGAAGGCUGGCCUCUGUCACCUGGCACCCCAUUGAUUCUGCAUGCUGAAAUUUUUCCUUUGACUUGUCACGUGUAAUUAAUUGCUUUUAAAAUUUGUGAUUUUUCUGCAAUUGAGUAGUCUGUAAAAGGCACUUAAAUAAACAUUAACAGUAUAUGCUGAUUAAAAAACAAAAGGCAGCUGUGGGUUGAUUUGAAAUCCUCUGGCCGUGUAAUGUUAGUAAAAGAUGGCGUACACGUUACAUGUGAGUGAGUCCUAUGUGUGUCCUGAUCAGAACAAGAAGAUGGCGGAGUAGAUAACCUACACAACACCAUUGCAUCUGCUGAGAUGGGAAGGCC